This is a messenger RNA of Phyllostomus discolor (pale spear-nosed bat), 6276 nucleotides long. Its product is annotated as sterile alpha motif domain-containing protein 9-like. NCBI's taxonomy places the organism in Eukaryota, Metazoa, Chordata, Mammalia, Chiroptera, Phyllostomidae. The transcript has 3 exons. Gene Ontology annotation, cellular component: cytoplasm. Gene Ontology annotation, molecular function: protein binding. Bases 1219 to 5976 code for a protein of 1585 amino acids. The record is from RefSeq and is a predicted model, not a curated record.
UAUGCAAAACAUUACUUGUAAAAAUACUGAGAUUAAUUAGAACUACAUAAGAACAAAAUACAUAUCAAUAUAUUUAACUGAGGCAAGUUUUUAAGUGUACUUACAGUGAUGAGAGUUUUUUGUUUGUGUGUAGAGUGUGAAAGAUGAUUAGAGAAACAAUGUGAAUAAGUUCAAAAAUAUAAGGUUAAAAAUUGUGAAGGAACCAAGGUCCUGUGCAAUUAUAGAAAUUUCUAUCUCAUGUUAACUUCAAAUUUUGAUAUUGAUAGCUUGGUGGCAGAUCCUGUGCACCUGGGGAAGAUGGCAACAAAAGAGAGCACUGCACUGAGCACACGCAAGGCUAGUGAGAAAAUUGAAUAUCGAGAGGAAGCCCCCCUAUGCCCUUACAGUACCUGAUGGGGGUGCGACCAGGGAAAGGCAGGAACAUGCACCUUAGAGGUCAGCAUUGUGGCAGGGGUGGGUGCGAGACAGAGAAACCUGCCAGUCUGGCCUGAGGAAAAGAAGGAAUUGGUGGGGUGCAGACCCUGCUGGAGUGAGUGGAAGUUUGGAUAUUAUUUGGGCAUUUUCAGAAAGUAUCUGGGCCCUCCCACACCAGAAAUGAUAUGAUACCAAAGGAAGGAAGGGACACCACUUGUGAUCAUGCUUGCUGGUACAUUUGUGGGACCAUCUGGACCUGGAAGCCAUAUGACAAAUGGUGGCACUGGACCUACAUGUGGGUUCCAAAAGGGAGCCAGAAGCAGCAGUGGUUGGGGGAAAAGCUGAGGUGCCUGGAUGACCACUCAGUGACUGCCUUCAAUUCCAAAAUUAUGGUACUUUAAAUGAGAGAAGGAACUCUGGACACUGCCUUAAGUUCUGAUCUGGCUGAUGACAGCUGGGUUCUUCUCUGGGUUUUCUGGAGGAGGUGGGCUUUGAUACCAGAGCCUGCCAUUCUCCCAGACUGUGCAGCAUUUGAGUAAAAACCUCUUUUCUUUCUCACAAGAUUCUAUCUCUAGAAUUGGCCUAUUGGAGGCAAUAGGCAGCUGAACUCAACUUUGGUUCUGUUAACUGUUUCACAUUUCAUCAAAGAUGUACAGCAGAGGCUAUUCUUCUAUUUGCUCCAAGUUUUGCUACCUGGCUCAGCACUAGGUGUGCUCUACAGACUGAAGUCAGAGUGACUAAUGUGAUUCAAGACACUAAGGCAGUGAGACAAGUUUCAUCAAGGAAGGAGGUUGCAGCUCUGAUAUGGGUGAACAACUAAAUAUACCUGAAAUGAUCAAAGACUGGAACAAAGAGCAUGUGAAACAAUGGGUAACCAAAGACCUUAAGAUUGAGGAAAAAUAUGGACAGAUUCUUUUCCAUGAAGAAGUGACAGGAUUAGUCCUGCAGGAAUUAACUGAGAAGGAUCUUAGAGACAUGGGGCUACCACGAGGCCCAGCACUUCUGAUAAAGCGAGCAUAUGACAAAUUGAGUAACAAUCUCCCUGAAAAUGACAACCACACUUCUGGACAAGUAGAUCAUAGAAAACCCUGCAAAAAAGAACACCAUAAAAAGGUACAACACACAAAAAAAGAACAGGGAAAAUCAGUGUCAUCCAAUAGUGAUCAUAAUCUCAGCAAGACCAGAGAUACCAAAGAACAAGAAUCAGUUCUUAUGAAAGAAAAUGCAUUAAAUGAAGUAGCAACCACUGAAGACAGAAAAAAUAAUAAGCUAAAACCUGAACAGCUGACUUGCAUGCCACAUCCUUUUGAUCAGCCCCAGAGCAGCCAUCGGUACAUAGAACAUUACCUCCUACCACCUGAAACAGGACCAGGCAAUCUCAUAGACCCCAUUCAUGAGUACAAAGCCCUCACACACACAGACACGGCCACAGAAAAGGACAUUAGGAUGAAAUUUAGCAAUGAAGUCUUCCGAUUCGCAUCAGCUUGUAUGAAUUCACGCACCAAUGGCACCAUCCAUUUUGGGGUCAAGGACAAACCCCAUGGAGAAAUUGUUGGUGUGAAAGUCACCAGUAAAGCUGCCUUCAUUGACCACUUCAAUCAAAUGAUCACAAAAUAUUUUGAAGACAGUGAGAUCAAUGAAGCCAGGAAGUGCAUUCGGGAGCCAAGGUUUGUGGAAGUCCUCCUGCAGGACAGUACACCAUCUGACAGAUUUGUCAUUGAGGUAGAUGUUAUUCCAAAACACUCUGUAUGUAAAGAAAAGUAUUUCUACAUUAUGAUGCAAACCUAUGAAAAUGAAACAUGGAAACAAAGCGAAGAACUUUCAUUGUUUGUGAGAGAAGGGGCUAGCUCUAAGGAUAUCCGGGCCAAUGUCAAGCGACGGGAUGUGGAAUUCAAAGCAUUUUUUAAAAAGUUAAAGUCACUAGCAGUGUCUAGAAAAGAGGCUGAAGAAAAGUAUGAGGCGAAGGCAAAUAAGAAGGAGAGUGAAGGACAAAAGCUGGUUAAACUUCUCAUAGGAAACCGGGAGUCACUGGAUAAUUCAUACUACAUCUGGUAUAUUCUCGUAACAAAUAAAUGCCAUCCAAACCAAACAAAAAACUUAGAUUUCCUAAGGGAAAUUAAAUGGUUUGCUGUAUUGGACUUUGAUCCUGAAUCUGAGUGCAAGGGGGUGGCCAAAGCUUACCAAAAAAGCCGGGUGGCAAAUCUUCACUUUCCAAGUCAAUAUGAGGAAAAGACAGCUACCAUAAUGGAGAAAAAAUCUCAUCUGAAUCUUCAUGAUCAGACCAGCUGGAUCUUUUGCAAUGGCAGAUCAGACUUGAAAGAGGAGAGGUUUAAGCCUCUAGAACCACAUUUAUGGCAGAAAGAAAGAGCUUCUGAAGUCAGGCAACUGAUUUUAUUUCUCACAGAUGAAAAUGUCAUGACAAAAGGGAAAUUUCUGGUAGUGUUUCUAUUGCUCUCUCCAGUGCAAAGCCCAGGAGACCCACUCCUUGAAACCUUCUCUGCUUUCUACCAAGCUCUCAAAGGAAUGGAAAGUAUAUUGUGUAUCUGUGUAAACUCACAGAUUCAUCAACGAUGGAAAGAUCUACUACAAGCCAGGUUGACAAUUGCAGAUGAAUUAGCAGACCACAGUGUUUCCACUUUAAAUUUAGAAUUGAUAAACAGUACCAUCCUUAAGCUGAAACCAGUCACUCAGUCAUCAAGACGGUUCCUGCCAUCCCGUGGAUCUUCUUCCAUUAUCUUAGACAAAAAAGAAGAGGAUAUCUUGACCGCACUGGAAAUUCUCUGUGAAAAUGAGUGUAAAGACACAAAAAUCGAGAAAAACAAAUCUAAGUUCCAAGAAUUUAAGAAAAAAAAAGAAGAGCACUUUUAUCGAGGUGGCAAAGUGUCCUGGUGGAACUUCUAUUUUUCUUCUGAAAAUUAUUCCUCAGCUUUUGUCAAAAGAGAUAAUUAUGAGAACCUUAAAGAUCUGAUACAGCGUCAGGCAGAGUCUCCUAAACCAUUAUUUGUAAAAAUUAUCAGUCUUUACCAUCAUCCAGGCUGUGGGGGUACUACAUUGGCCAUGAAUGUCCUCUGGGACCUAAAGAAAAAGUUCAGGUGUGCCAUGUUAAAAAACAAAGGAACUGAUUUUGCAGAAACUGCAGAACAAGUGUUCAAGUUGAUUACCUACAAGGCUACCAGCCCUCAGGACUACAUUCCUGUACUUCUCCUGGUGGAUGACUUUGAAGAACAGGAAAACGUCUGCAUUCUACAGGAUAGGAUCCAUUCCAUUUUAGUAACAUAUGGUUUGAGAUAUGAAAAAACACUGGUAAUUAUAUUAAACUGCAUGAGAUCCCAGAAUCCUGAUCAAAGUGCAAAACUAGCAGACAGUAUUGCACUAAAACACCAGCUUUCUGCCAAGGAACAAAGAGCUUUUGAGGCCAAACUGGAGGAAAUUGAAAAGCAACAUAAGAACUGUGAAAACUUUUAUUCCUUCAUGAUCAUGAAAGAAAAUUUUGAUAAAUCAUAUGUAGAAAAUGUAGUCAAGAAUAUCCUAAAAGGACAGAAUAUCAACAGCAAGGAAGCACAACUCAUUUCUUUCCUGGCUCUACUCAACUCUUAUGUUACUGAUUUUACAAUUUCAGUGUCACAGUGUGAAACAUUUUUGGGAAUCACAUGCACUCAUACUCCCUGGAAACCUGAAAGCAUAGAGGACAAGAUGGGAACCUAUUCAACACUUCUAAUCAACACGGAAGUUGCCGAAUAUUGCGGAUAUGCAGGCGUGCGCAUCAUUCACCCUCUGGUUGCCAGUUGCUGUCUCAAAGAGCUGGAAAGCAGCUACCACUUGGAUAAGUGUCAAAUUGCAUUGAUGUUAUUGAGAGAGAAUUUAUUCUAUGAUUCUGGAAUAGGAAAAGAUAAAUUCCAACAUUAUGUGCAAACCCUUCUGCUUACAAGACAGCGCAAAGAGUAUGGAGAUGAAACAGACACUUUGUUUUCUCCAUUAAUUGAAGCUUUAGAGAAUGAUGAUGUUGAAAAGGUCUUGAAACAAGGAAGUGUUCGCUUCCCACAGAAUGCAUUCAUUUGUCAGGCCUUAGCAAGACAUUUCUACAUUAAAGAGAAAGACUUUGACACUGCUCUCUACUGGGCAAAUGAGGCCAAGAAUAAAGCCCCUAAAAAUUCCUAUAUCUCAGAUACACUUGGCCAGGUGUACAAAAGUAAAAUCAAAUGGUGGUUGGAUGAAAACAAAAACUGCAGGGAUAUCACUGUUAAUGAUCUAACACAUUUCCUGGAAGCUGCUGAAAAUGCAGCAAGAGCUUUCAAAAAAUCCCAGGAGCAAACUGAUAGGAAAGACUAUGAAACAGAGACCUGGUACCCACAGAAGUCCCAAAGAAAAUAUGACAUGUAUAAUACGGCCGGUUUCUUGGGUGAAGUAGAAGUUGGUCUUUACGCUAUUCAGAUUCUUCAGCUCACUCCCUGUUUCCACAAAGAAGAAGAAUCCUCUAAAAAAGCUAUGGCAGAAUUUUUAUCAGGAAAGGGGGAUAUUCCUACAGAUCCAAGAAAUGAAUAUUAUUUGGCUCUUAACAAUUUCACAUCUUACUUAAAGAACUUGCAGUCAGAUAUGAAAAAGUGCUUUGACUUUUUUACAGAUUAUUUAGUUCUUUUAAAAACAAGGAAUAUGCUAAAAGAAACAGUAGAAAUCUUAUUAAGCAAGAAAAUCAGUCGUUGUUUCAGUAAAUACGUGGAACUUUUCUGCCCUUUGGAUUUGCAUUCAUUACAAAGCAAAGAGAGUCAAUUACUCCAAGAGGAGAAUUGUAGGAAAAGCCUAGAAGCUUUGAGAGCAGAUAAGUUUUCUGGACUUCUAGAAUAUCUUAACCCUAAUCAUGAAUAUGCUGCAACCACUAUGGAAAACAUAGUGAACCAGUACACUUUCCUCUUUCAGCAAAAUCCACAUAAACGGCUAGCAAAAGAGAAACAAAAUUUCAUUUUGGCCAACAUUAUUCUCAACUGUUUAAAACCCAACUCCAAGUCCAUUCAGCCACUUAACAUACUUAAAAAACAGCUCCGAGAAGUGUUACAAUUUGUAGAACUAAGUCAUCUAUAUCCAGACCCUUAUUUCUUGGCCUGCCUGCUGUUCUGGCCAGAAAGUGAAGAACUAGAUGAAGAUGCCAAGCUAAUGGAAAAGUAUGUUUCAUCCUUAAACAGAUCCUUCAAUAGACAGUACAGGAGAAUGUGCAGGUCCAAGCAGGCAAGCACACUCUUCUACCUGGGGAAGCGGAAGGGGCUCAACAGUCUUGUUCACAAGGCAGAGAUAGAGCAGCACUUCAGUAAAGUACAAAAUAUAAAUUCCUUCUGGCAGAGUGGAGAUGUGUGGAAAAAAGAGGAAGUCAAAGACCUCCUGCGUCGUCUCACUGGUCUGGCUGAAGGCAAGAAAAUCUCUAUCGAAUAUGGAACAGAGAAAAAAAUAAAAAUACCAGUAACAUCUGUUUAUUCAGGUCCACUCAGAAGUGGUGGCAACAUAGAAAGAGUAUCCUUCUACCUGGGCUUUUCCAUUGAAGGCCCUCUAGCAUAUGACAUAGAAGUUAUAUAAGAUAUACUAGCUCAAAUGUUUUUAUUCAUAUUUCUCUGAUAUUUCCUCUAUUCCUGUGGCAUUGUGAUGACAUUAUUGGGUUACCUCUGUCACAUAUUUUGGCUUUAUCUCCCCAAAUAAAUUAUAAGCCUAGGGAAGGCAUGAAACGUGUCUACACAUCAGGGUUUGGCACACAGUGGAGUCAACUUUCAAUGUUUUAAAGAUGUGCUUUCAGAAUAACAUUUAAUUAAGAGGUUUCCAUUCAUAUCCACUGGUCACAUCAUUACUGGUUAUAGGCCAAUAACAUCUAUUUUAAUUCUA